AUGGAUCAAGAUAUUCAGGUGUUCGACGGUUUGUCCUAUGUACCUCUGGAGAAUUCAUCGAAAUACUUUGACCAGCUAACGGAUAGUUGUGAAUACUAUGACAUUGGUGGAAGAACGUACACGAAAUUGAUGACGGGUUCAUCUAUGCAAAUAAGUAACAUCUUCGAAACUCACGGGAAAACAGUGAAUGGUGGCAUGGAGCAACAUAUGGGAACCGAUUCAGUUUACAUAUCACCUGUGAAUACUGUGCCACAACAAAACCUGGUCAUCCCGUAUCAACAAACCGAGGGGGAGAUCGGCGAUGAACAACCAUUGCAAAACACUUUCGUAGGAAAUGCCCAAUCAAAUACUAUGCUGUACGCGCAGUAUCUAUCGCCCGACGAUGUAUCACUACAAUAUAGUUGUCUGCAACCGGGUCUAUUAACGUCUAGCUCCGAAUCACAAUACCACUAUGGAGAGCUACUGUCAUCGAACAGUCCACACAAUUCGGGCUAUACAUCGAUGGGAAGUAUCCUGUCGCAUGAGAAUAAGCUAGAACCAAUAACUACGUAUCAACAGGCCGUGGCGAAUAUUGAUGCAGAACAACCGUCACAAAAUACAAUAGUUCAUGAUUAUAGUAUACAACAGACCAUGAAUACAGACAUGAACAACGCAUACGGUCAAAGUUUAUGGUAUACAGGACAGGGCCAACCAAUUUAUCUGGUGCCAUCAACAUCUAGCUCACCACAAUCCCACUAUGAAGAGCCGUUGUCGUCAAACAAUUCACCACAUUACGAUUAUCAGCAGCCAUCAACUUCACGGAUGAACGAGGUAUCUCCAGGUGAACACAGCAAUAAUAAUGUAGAAGCAAUGCAACCUACUUCAAUGAACCCCAUUCCGGCUUCCGAUUCAGCUCCAGAAUCAAAACAAUCCCCCAAAUCGACUUCAGUUCUCAGGGGGAAACCCCAAAGGUCGGUAAGGCGCAAUGUGGUCAAAUACAGCGAUUUCCAGUGCAACAUAUGCGGUGAAUACUGCAAAAGCAAGAGUGGGCUGACGCAACAUACAAAAAUCCAUGCAGGCUACGAACAUCGAUGUUCUCGAUGUGGCAAACACUUCGAAACACAAGAAAUACUUGACGAGCAUAUUGCAAAACAUGUUCAGACCGACAAGCCGUGGAAGUGCGUAAUAUGUCCAAGAGCGUACAUGAACAAGAGUGAUCUCAAACGCCACGUGCAAGACCACAAUCCGGCUAGCAAACCACACGGGUGCCCCAAAUGUGCGAAAAGAUUCAGUCGUGCCGACCAAAGGGAUCUACACUUGGCAUCACACGAACGCAAGGAGGCGAAACUCGGCCGAAAAUCAGGUUAA
Messenger RNA from Toxorhynchites rutilus septentrionalis, 1347 nucleotides. Its product is annotated as zinc finger protein 37-like. The transcript has a single exon. The record is from RefSeq and is a predicted model, not a curated record. Bases 1 to 1347 code for a protein of 448 amino acids. NCBI's taxonomy places the organism in Eukaryota, Metazoa, Arthropoda, Insecta, Diptera, Culicidae. Gene Ontology annotation, cellular component: nucleus.